Messenger RNA from Drosophila elegans, 579 nucleotides. RefSeq names its product dynein regulatory complex protein 8. Lineage: Eukaryota; Metazoa; Arthropoda; Insecta; Diptera; Drosophilidae. Bases 15 to 482 code for a protein of 155 amino acids. The transcript is spliced from 4 exons. Gene Ontology annotation, molecular function: calcium ion binding. The record is from RefSeq and is a predicted model, not a curated record.
CCCAAGCCUUCAACAUGGAUAUGGAUUUAAACAACGACUUAGAGAAACGCAUUUCGGAUGCCUUCUGUGUGUUCGAUCAUCAUGGCGAAAAGUUCAUAGAUGUGCGAGAAGUGGGCACUGUUCUGAGACUUCUGGGCUGUGUGCCCACCGAGGAGGAGGUGAACGAAGUCAUCUCGGCCACAGAAUCGGAGGAGACCACUGGCGAAGUGCACUUGACCAAAUUUUUGCCUCACGUCUCGCAAUUGCUUAUGGAGCGAAAAAUGGAGCCAGCUCCGCCGGAGAAAAUUCUGCAGGCUUUUAAGAUUUUGGAUCCGGAAAACAAGGGUUAUCUGACCAAGGAGAGCUUUGGAAAACUAAUGAUGGAGGAGGGAGAGCCGUUUACACAGGAGGAAAUGGAUGAAAUGUGGCCAGUGGCCAUAGAUCCAAUCAGCGGACACAUACCCUAUGAGUUCUACUUGAAUCAACUUAUGGUGUAUUUGUAAAGGUAAAAGUGGAGUCCUGAAAUUAUUCCCUGGUGUUUCUUUGUUCUUAUUAAGUUACAAAAUAUCAAAAAUAUGUAUGUAGCAGCUUAUUAAAGUC